Pungitius pungitius (ninespine stickleback) is the source of this 4901-nucleotide messenger RNA. RefSeq names its product glutamate receptor ionotropic, kainate 1. Gene Ontology annotation, cellular component: plasma membrane; presynaptic membrane; kainate selective glutamate receptor complex. NCBI's taxonomy places the organism in Eukaryota, Metazoa, Chordata, Actinopteri, Perciformes, Gasterosteidae. The record is from RefSeq and is a predicted model, not a curated record. Gene Ontology annotation, molecular function: kainate selective glutamate receptor activity; transmitter-gated monoatomic ion channel activity involved in regulation of postsynaptic membrane potential. The transcript has 16 exons. Gene Ontology annotation, biological process: synaptic transmission, glutamatergic; modulation of chemical synaptic transmission; monoatomic ion transport. Bases 294 to 2897 code for a protein of 867 amino acids.
ACUAGAAAAAACAUGAUAAGAGGGAUGUGAGGAGAGUGAACAUUGGAAGUAAAACCUUAUAGGCACAUUACGGAUUUUAGAAUGGAAAAACUGGAGUUAUUUUGAACAGUGGCAGCCGCAGGUGGAGUCUGUGUUUUUGUUGUAGUUUUUUCCUCACAAUGCUUGAGAGAUGGUUGUGGGUCGGUUGUCAUUAUUUCUUUGCUGCGGAUACAAGGACUGGCAAGUUAUCAGCAUGAAUUACCAGGGGAAGAAAAACUGAUAUCAAUGAUAAAUUUGACUUUGGAGAGAGGACCAUGGCGAAAUGGAAGGGAUUUGCACUGCUGUACUUUAUGGCGGAGUUCUGGAUCACUUCACAGCAGGUCCUGAGAAUCGGCGGCAUCUUUGAGACGCUUGAGAAUGAGCCCAUUAGUGUUGAAGAACUGGCCUUUAAAUUUGCUGUAACCAACAUAAACCGGAACCGGACCUUAAUGCCAAACACCACACUGACCUAUGACAUCCAGAGAAUUAACCUUUUUGACAGUUUUGAGGCCUCGAGAAGAGCCUGCGACCAGCUGGCUUUGGGCGUUGGGGCAGUCUUCGGCCCGUCUCACAGUUCAUCCGUCAGUGCGGUGCAGUCUAUUUGUAACGCCCUGGAGGUCCCUCACAUCCAGACACGCUGGAAACACCCCUCAGUGGACAACAGAGACAGCUUCUACAUCAACCUCUACCCGGAAUACACCUCCAUAAGCCGAGCUGUGCUGGAGAUAGUGCAGUUCUACAAGUGGAAGGCGGUCACCGUUGUGUAUGAAGAUGCGACCGGACUGAUACGUUUGCAAGAGCUGAUCAAAGCUCCAUCCAGAUACAGCAUUAAAAUCAAGAUCCGCCAGCUGCCAACAGGAAGUAAAGAUGCCCGUCCUCUGUUGAAAGAGAUGAAGAAGGGGAAGGAGUUCUUUGUCAUUUUUGACUGCUCCUACCAAACAUCGGCCGAUGUUCUGAAGCAGAUCUUGUCCAUGGGGAUGAUGACUGAAUAUUACCACUUCUUCUUCACCACGCUGGACCUAUUCUCCUUGGACUUGGAGCCGUACCGCUACAGCGGGGUCAACAUGACGGGGUUCAGACUGCUCAACAUAGACAAUCCACAGGUGUCCUCGGUGGUAGAGAGGUGGGCCAUGGAGCGACUGCAGGCUCCCUCCAAAGUAGAGACUGGAAUGAUGGAGGGGAUGAUGACAACAGAAGCAGCUCUGAUGUACGAUGCCGUCUACAUGGUGGCUGCUGCCUCGCAACGGGCCUCCCAAAUCACCGUCAGCUCCCUUCAGUGCCACCGCCAUAAACCCUGGCGCUUCGGAUCACGCUUCAUUAGCAUGCUCAAAGACGCACAAUGGAACGGCUUGACAGGACAAAUAGUCAUAAACAAGACAGAUGGCCUGCGGAAAGAAUUUGAUUUAGAUGUCAUCAGCCUAAAGGAAGAUGGCCUGGAGAAGACAAUCGCGGGCACCAACCGCCUCAAUAAAGUGUGGAAAAAGAUUGGCGUCUGGAACUCACAAACAGGCCUUAAUUUAACAGAAAGCAACAGGGACUCAACCACAAAUGUGACUGACUCAAUGGCCAACAGAACCCUCAUUGUCACAACUAUUCUGGAAAAUCCUUACGUCAUGUAUAAGAAAUCUGAUAAGCCUUUGUAUGGAAAUGAUCGCUUUGAGGGCUACUGUCUCGACCUCCUCAAAGAGCUUUCCAACAUAUUGGGCUUCUCGUAUGAGGUAAAGCUGGUGACUGAUGGCAAAUAUGGAGCUCAGAAUGACAAGGGGGAGUGGAACGGCAUGGUGCGAGAACUAAUUGACCACGUGGCCGACCUCGCAGUGGCCCCACUCACUAUCACAUAUGUGAGGGAAAAGGUGAUAGACUUCUCCAAGCCCUUCAUGACACUGGGGAUCAGCAUCCUUUACCACAAACCCAAUGGCACCAAUCCAGGAGUGUUCUCCUUCCUCAACCCACUGUCUCCUGAUAUCUGGAUGUAUGUGCUGCUGGCGUGCCUCGGCGUCAGCUGCGUGCUGUUUGUAAUUGCCAGGUUCACUCCGUAUGAGUGGUACAACCCUCACCCCUGCAACCCAGACUCAGAUGUGGUUGAAAACAACUUCACUCUAAUAAACAGUGUGUGGUUUGGAGUUGGAGCACUUAUGCAGCAAGGAUCCGAACUGAUGCCUAAAGCCCUCUCCACGAGGAUAGUUGGUGGAAUAUGGUGGUUCUUUACCUUGAUCAUAAUCUCCUCCUACACUGCCAACUUGGCUGCCUUCCUCACUGUGGAGAGAAUGGACUCACCAAUCGACUCCGCAGAUGAUUUGGCCAAGCAAACCAAAAUAGAGUACGGUGCUGUGAGAGAUGGCUCCACCAUGACCUUUUUUAAGAAAUCCAAGAUCUCAACUUAUGAGAAAAUGUGGGCAUUCAUGAGCAGUAGAAAAAACACGGCUUUGGUCAAAAACAACCGGGAGGGGAUUCAGAGGGUUCUCACCACAGACUACGCUCUUCUGAUGGAGUCAACCAGCAUUGAGUACAUCAGCCAGCGUAACUGCAACCUCACACAGAUUGGAGGCUUGAUAGACUCAAAGGGCUACGGAGUGGGAACCCCGAUUGGCUCCCCUUACAGAGACAAGAUCACUAUCGCCAUCCUGCAGCUUCAGGAGGAAGGAAAGCUGCACAUGAUGAAGGAGAAAUGGUGGAGAGGGAACGGCUGCCCAGAGGAGGACAGCAAGGAGGCCAGUGCUCUGGGAGUGGAGAACAUAGGGGGGAUCUUUAUUGUCCUGGCAGCUGGAUUGGUCCUCUCAGUGUUCGUAGCUAUCGGAGAGUUUAUUUACAAAUCCAGAAAGAACUUGGACAUUGAGGAGGUGAGUGUUGGUCAGUGUGAAUGGCACAACAAGUAUUAAUUCACCAGGGGACUCGAUUGAGGGCUGUCAGGAGGCGUGCUACACAUUCCUGUUGUCAUUGUUGUCUUCAGAGGACUACAGCUAUCACAGGGCCAACUAAAGUCUCGACAUGUUGGACGCAUUGUAACAAUCAAAACAGAAAUAGUUCUUAGCGUAAACGUAAAGUGUUUUUGUUGCUUUGACAUGAAGAAUGAACAAUUUAGUAUUAAUUGGAAUUAUACAUUUUGAACUAUUUUUAUGACGACAGAUGGCAUCUUGACACUUGGCCUUGCUGUUUUUUGUUGCAAAGAACUGUAUCCUUGUUUUGUGCUACACAAAGAGAAGACAUUGUCAUACCAUGCGGGUAAGUAAUGGUAAGUGUAUCUUUUGAGGCAUAUUUCUCAUGUUAAUUUCAACAACUGCAGUAAGAUCUUUGCAAUUUUCAUAUUUAUAGCGCACAGAAACUUUUAGAUGAAAGUACUUCUGACCUUUUUUGUAUGUACUUGUGUAUUUAAAUAACAAAAUCUUGAUCAAUUUAAGGGUGGUUGUUUCCACUUUGUUUAUCAAUGAGUGUAUCCACAAAUUUGUAUUCAAGUCACAUGACACUCAGGCCAUCUGUUGCUAACUGUCUAUACCUUUUUCUGUUUGCUUUUUUAUCAUGUGAAGUUCAUAAACAUGCAUGUAUAUGUUUUGUCAGGCUGGAAUUGUUUCAUUAUGACUAAAGUUACUGUAUGCGAGAACAUUGCAUUAACUUUUUAUUUCUGGUUGUUUUGGUUUUGAUUGCUCCCUGUCUCUGCAUGCACAACCUUUCCUUUACUGUAUGCAGAAGUUGUAUAAUUGUGAUCAUUUGUUAUCACAACUUUAUUCAUGAAGCGUUUGAGUUACAUCCAGAAAACCUUAGUUAAACUAGAAUGUCUUUCAAAUUACGGCUGUACCAUUUUGAAUAUUUGAUUUGUUUUGAUACUUUUGAGUUUUCUUUUUUUAUCUGUUUCUGGGGAACAGUUUUCAUGAGUCUCACGGUAUCAGAGAACAGUGGUUAUGAUUUAAGUAACCGCAGGUUUACUUACAUAUUACACUGCAGAUCACCACAGUCUUAUUUUUGUUAUACAUAGAUGUUGCUUGCAAGUACUUCACUGAUUAACCGACUAUAAUUAAUUCACAAAUGCCCAUCCUCCGUGGUAUAGAGCGGUGUGUGGACCACUUGAAAACAACGAGUUAAACUGCUUUGCACAGGAAGGCCAAACAAUCCAAAAUGUAGAGAGAUGGCGUGUGGACAUUUAAUUGUGGACUGUAAAAUGCCACUGACUCAGCAGGAGCUUCUUGCUCCUCUAAAUCACCCUACUCUCUGCCUGCUUUCAGGUCCAACCGGAUCCAUAAUCACCUUACUCGGGCUAAGGCUUGCACAAAACCUCCUCAUUAUGUGGUAGAUUUUUUACACUCCUGUUUUACAGGUGGACACGGCUUGUCACGCAAUAUCCUACAGAUUUCAUUCUUUCCCCAAAUCUGACAAGACUACUGAAUGUAGUGUGUUUUGUCUCUGCAUUGUGGGUUUGGCAUCACAUGAAGAAUGAUGUGACUGAAUAUUAGGUUAGAAGUCAUUAUUCCUAUGAAAGAGUAGACAUGAGUGGGAAUCAUAAACAACAAUUAUGGUUGGUUGGUGCUUAUUAUAUAUUGAGAUUCCUUGCAUCAUACAUUCAUGCACACAAUUACAUCGCAGUUUUGAUCAUCGAAUUUGUGUCACUGGAGGUUUGAGUGUUUCUGGACACAGAUUAAGUCUACGGUUUAAUUUCAACUGUUUAACAGAGUUUGAAUGGAUGUUAACCAUGUAUGUCCUUAGACACACACAUGAGCCAUUUCACAUUAAAUCAGGUACCGUCUAGUGCAGGUUUGAACUAUUCGAGUAUUUUGACAUGCAAAACAGACCUACUUAUAAGAGUUGGCACCUGUCACUGGCAUUACGUAUUUUUGAAUUGUUUUAAUUUUAAGGUUGUUUUCACUGAUGUAUGAAUAAAGAUGAAUCCCAUA